AUUAAUUCUUGUUUUAUCUUAUAUCUUAUGAGUUGAGAAUUAUUUAGAGCCUUGUUGCAUUUUCUAUAUAUUUCUUGUGGAAUCUUAUCUAAUAAUGGUACUUUAUUUGUUUUGAAGGAAUAGGCUCAUUGGACUACAAGAAUUUGGAUUGGGCCCGAUCCAUUAAAUGGAGCUUUCCUCUUGAGCUAACCCAUGUCAAACCUUAUCAUCAAAUCCCUAAUUUUCCUCCUAAACUAAGCCCUAAACCAAAUGCAAAUCCCGGUUCAAACCUUGGUAUAAAACCCAAAAGAAUCGCGGAUGAACAGUGGCUGCGUCUACUGUUCAUCGUGCCAACGGCGAUUUCCUCUCCGUGAGCGCGCGCGCAAGCCCCCGAUUCCAGUGAUAAUCUCAUCUUGAGUUCCAGAUCCAUAGAGGAAGAUGCAAGGAAGCUGCUGAUCUAUUUCCUGAAGCUGGAGGCUUGCCAAAGAGGUCUCGACAGCAAGCUUUGCUGCGAUUCAAAUCUUCAUUUCCGCCCCUGUUCGAACGGUGUUGACAGCAGGAGAUCAUCAGCCAUCAUCGGGAAGAGUUAGAGAGGUCUCUCUAGUGUUUACCGACUUGAUUCCAGCCGCAAUCAUCGAUCCAUCAGCAAGCAACAGCUGCUCACAGAUUUGAAUCACAGAUCCAGAUUUCAACAAUUUCGCACAGAUCUGAACUUGUGUUCUUCCAGAGAGGUUUCUUUGGCUAGGAUCACCGGGUUUUGGAUCUGAACUCGGAUCAGCUGCGUUCCCUUUUCUGCUUUUCUGGAUUUCGCAUUUGAGGUUUCAAGUGAGGACUCUUGUGUGACGACAAGAGUUGUGAUUCAAGAAUUGGUCUUCAUGUGAUAAGUUACUUGAUAUUGAUCCGGAAAUUGAAAGGACCUUCAGAGCUUUGAGAAUUCAGGAGAAAAUUUCAGAGGACUCAGGAAGUUCUUUAUCAUCUUCCGAUACCCCCAUGGCUGAUCAUAGUAGGACAAUGAAGGAGCUUGCAGCUCCUGAUGAGGCUUUCAAGUAUUCAUGUAUCACUUACCCAACUUUAGCUGGUGAUUUUGAGCUGAGAUCAGGGUUGAUUCAUUUGCUUCCCAAAUAUCAAGGAUUAUCUGGAGAAGACCCAAACAGACAUUUGCAUGAAUUCCAUGUGGUUUGUUUAACCAUGAAGCCACAAGGGAUUUCAGAAGAGGAUAUCAAGCUAAGGGCUUUUCCAUUUUCACUUACGGGAGUAGCAAAAGAUUGGUUGUAUUAUUUGCCACCGGGAUUUAUUACUUCAUGGAUUGAUAUGAAGAAGGCUUUCUUGGAGAAAUUCUUUCCAGCCUCAAGGACUGCAACUAUUAGGAAAAGCAUAUGUGGGAUUCAGCAAGUGGUGGGAGAGACAUUAUAUGACUAUUGGGAGAGAUUUAAGAAAUUAUGUUCAAGUUGUCCUCAACACCAAAUCAGUGAGCAGUUACUAGUCCAAUACUUCUAUGAGGGUUUAUUACCUAUGGACAGAAGUAUGAUAGAUGCAGCAGCCGGAGGAGCUUUAGUGAACAAAACUCCAGAACAAGCACGGGAGCUAAUUUCAAACAUGGCUGAAAAUUCACAGCAAUUUGGAAGUAGAGCACUCACUACUAGAGGAGUUGGUGAAGUUCAAAUGGUUUCUAAUGAACAAAAGGAGAUAAAGAAUUCAUUGAUGGAAUUAACGACCUUGGUGAAACAAUUAGCUUUGAACAAUGCUAUUCAACCUUCUGUUGUGCCGAAUAUGCAAUUUCCAUGUAAAAGCAUAGUUUGUAGCAUUUGUUCGAGUCAAGAUCAUCUUUCAGAACUUUGUCCAAAUCUCCAUCAAGAUGAAUCUUUGGCAGCAUUCUCUAGAGCUCAGUUCCAACAAAAAGAUGACCCAUAUUCAUCUACAUAUAAUCCGGGUUGGAGAGAUCAUCCAAAUUUGAAGUAUGGCAAUUCAUUCUAUCAACAUCCAUCUUCAAAUCAGCAUUUCAGCCACAAUUCCAGUAAUUUCCAGCAACCUCAGCAAGGUUUCCAGCAGCAUAAUCAGAAUUUCCAGCAAGGUUUUCAGCAUCAUUACCAACCUGCAAAUCAAUAUCAGCAAUCGUAUCAGCCUUAUCAGCAAUUUCAGAAUCAGAAUCAGCAUUAUCAAUCUCAAAAUCAGAAUUUCCAGCAAGCAAUUCCAGCACUUCCAGCACCUACAAGGAUGAGUUUAACUCAAGGAGGUUCCAAUAAUGCUUCAAAUUCAGAUCCACAGCAAGCUAGAUUAGAGGAAUUAAUGCAGCAAAUUCUUCAGCAGCAACAAAAUCAGGAAAGGCAGAUUGGGCAAUUGGCUUCUAGCAUUAAUCAGAUUCAAGCUCAGGGAUCGAGUCAAUUGCCAUCUCAAACAAUUCCGAAUCCUAAAGGGAACGUUAGUGCAUUAACUUUAAGGAGUGGGAGAAAAAUUUCAGAAUCUUCAAGAGGAAGAGCUGCUGCUGAAAAUUUUUCAGAAAUCCAGCCAUCCAGUUUCAGCAAUGAAGAACUUCCAGAAGUGCAGAAUGUGCCAGUUUCAAGUUCUAAUCCAAUUCACAUUGAUCCAUACGGUUUGGAACAUUCACAAGGAGGUGGAAAUCUGAUGCCAGAUUUUUCCAGCAACUCUUGUCCAGCUGAACAUUUUCCAGCAGCAACUCCAGAAAGCAGCAAAUCUGGAAAUGCAGGAUUUUAGAAUUCAGAGCAGAGCAUUCCAUUGCCUUUCCCUCAACGCAAAGUUCAACCAAGGAAGAAUGUAGAGGAGGAAAAAGCAAAGGAAUUCCAAGAGCUUGUGGAUUUAUUCAGCAAGGUGGAAGUAAAUGUUCCGUUACUCACAAUGAUCAAG
Zingiber officinale is the source of this 2841-nucleotide messenger RNA. RefSeq lists its product as uncharacterized. The transcript is spliced from 2 exons. NCBI's taxonomy places the organism in Eukaryota, Viridiplantae, Streptophyta, Magnoliopsida, Zingiberales, Zingiberaceae. Bases 970 to 2691 code for a protein of 573 amino acids. The record is from RefSeq and is a predicted model, not a curated record.